This is a messenger RNA of Malassezia sympodialis ATCC 42132, 918 nucleotides long. It is a transcript of the gene BRX1, whose product is annotated as ribosome biogenesis protein BRX1. Gene Ontology annotation, biological process: ribosomal large subunit assembly; rRNA processing. The record is from RefSeq and is a predicted model, not a curated record. Gene Ontology annotation, molecular function: rRNA binding. Gene Ontology annotation, cellular component: nucleolus. Lineage: Eukaryota; Fungi; Basidiomycota; Malasseziomycetes; Malasseziales; Malasseziaceae.
AUGUCGACCGUGUACCAUGCGGCGCUGAAGCGCGAGGCGCCUGCGAACAAGAAACGCGGGCUGGAAGAUGCGGCGGAUGGUGCAGAAUCCAAGGUUCGGCGCAACAAACAGCGGGUCCUCGUGCUCCCUUCGCGGGGCGUGACGACGCGCAUGCGGCACCUGGUGAAUGACGUCGAGGCCCUGCUUCCGCACUCGAAGAAAGACUCCAAGCUGGACAGCAAGUCGGAUAUGUCCGUGCUGAAUGAGCUGGCGGAGCUCAACAACUGUAAUAACUGCCUGUACUUCGAGGCACGGCGCCACGAGGACCUGUACUUGUGGAUGUCCAAAACCCCGAAUGGGCCGUCGGCGAAGCUGCAAGUGCAGAACAUUCACACGAUGGACGAGCUCAAAAUGACGGGCAACUGCCUCAAGGGCUCGCGCCACAUCCUGAGCUUUGACCAGGGCUUUGAAUCGGCGCCGCACUGGCGCCUGCUCAAGGAGAUGCUCACGCAGAUUUUCGCAGUGCCACGCACCGCGCGCCGUGCCAAGCCGUUCAUCGACCAUGUCCUGACAUUCAGCAUCCUAGACAACAAAAUCUGGUUCCGCAACUACCAGAUCAUCGAGAAGGACCCUGGCGCGGUGGCGGCUGCGGAGGCCAAGGGCCUGGACCCCAAGUCGGCGUCGCAGGACCCGACGCUCGUGGAGAUCGGUCCGCGUAUGGUCAUGACGCCUAUCCGCGUCUUCGAGGGCAGCUUCGGUGGCCCGACGCUGUUCGAUAACCCCGAGUACAUUUCGCCGAACGCCGUGCGCCAGGCCAUGCGCCGCGAGAAGGGCCAGGCGUACAAGUCCAAGGUGCUGCAGGCCGAGAACCUGCGCCGCAAGCGCGACACGUACAAGGGCCACGAGGGCGAGCUGAGUCGCUCCAAGGUAUUUUCAUGA